Messenger RNA from Pan troglodytes (chimpanzee), 2262 nucleotides. Its product is annotated as mesothelin-like protein. The record is from RefSeq and is a predicted model, not a curated record. Gene Ontology annotation, cellular component: cell surface. Gene Ontology annotation, biological process: cell-matrix adhesion. The transcript is spliced from 14 exons. NCBI's taxonomy places the organism in Eukaryota, Metazoa, Chordata, Mammalia, Primates, Hominidae. The coding region runs from base 1 to 2262 and encodes 753 amino acids.
AUGGAGGUGAGCGGGGACCCCGGCAUCCCCGCCCUGCACCGCCUCUGCACCCGGGCGCUCAGUGGUGCCCUGCAGAGCUCAGGCCUCACCCUCCUGCUGUCCCUUGCUGCCCACUGCUCUGGGCCCCAGGCCAAGGUUCUUUCCCCAGGAGGGCUGGAUGCCAGCGGGGCCAACCUGUGGGCCAGUGCCAACUGCUCCCUGCUGCAAGGCUUCUGGUGCCAGCCGGCCAGCCAGCUGCCCCGGGACCAGCUCUCAGCCCUAAUCCAGAGGCUGGCCUUGCUGCAGGUCCCCCUCCAGGCCUGGCAGCUCAGCUGCUUGGCCAACCUGGCGUCACGGUGCGGCCUCCAGGACGACUUCACGCUCCACCCACCCAACCUGCUGCUCUUCUACAACCUGAGCCAGGUGCGGGAAGCCGACUGCCGGGCCUUCAUCUGCCGUGCCGCCCAGGGGGACGUGGAGCUGCUGAGCCAUCUACCCGACCAGAGGGUCGCCCUGCGGCGUGCGGCUGGGGCCUGCCUGGGGGUGGCCCGCCCGCGACUCAGCGCCUCCGACCUGCAACUGCUCGGGGCCCUGGUGUGUGACAUGGACUCGUCCAGCAUCGGUGCCGCAGACCCCCGCGUGCUGGAGAACCUGCGGCGCUGCCCCCGGCUGACCGCCGCCCAGUGCAUUGCCCUUAACUCACUGCUGGCCGGUGGGAAGACCUCGCUCGGACAUCUGACCUCUGGCCUCAGCCUCACUGGGUCCUGCGGCCGAGGGGGCAGAGGGUUGGGGUGCUGUCCCGCUGGCUGUGGUGGGGGCAUCCCUCUCGUGGGUGCCAGUCGGGGGCUGGGUGGUCAAGCACCUACUGGGUGCUCCUCCUGCCUGCUGGGUGUCCACGGAGGGGCAGGGGCUCCCAGGGCGGGGGGGCCUGCCCUGGACCCAACACUGCGCCCCAUUCUGUGCACAAGGCCCCCUGGCUCCUGGACACUGGAGGGGCUACAGGCCCUGGGGCCCCUGGCCACAUACAUCAGCCCUCACCUGUGGGCGCAGGUGCAGGAGGCCGUGGGCCUGGGCUUCUUCCACAGCGUGGUGGCUUCGUGCCGGGUGGGAAAGCUCGGCCAGCGCGAGGCCAGUUGCUUCGUCACCAGCUUCCUGGAGUCCAAGACCAAACCAGUGUCCUCCAGGCCCAGGCUCAGCACAGGGGAACCCUGUGUCCGAGGCAACAUCACGGCUGCCACGCUGCAGGACGGCCUCUUCCUGGUGCACUACGACUGUGCAGAGCUUGAGUCCUGCCUGGAUGGCCGCAUCCUCAGAACCAACCUGGACACCCUGUUGCAGCACCCGCUGCCCACUGAGUGCCAGCACGUGGUCAAGGCCAAGCUCGCACAGAGCUACCCACAAGGCCUCCCGGAGGAUCAGCUGCGGCUCAUCACCUCGCUGGUCUACCUCUACUCCCGCACCGAGAUCAGCCAGUGGAGCAUCACCUCCCAGGACACGGUCGUGGCUCUGCUGGCCCCCGACGUGGCCCUGGAGAACCAGACAGAGGCUGUGCUGCAGAAGUUUCUGGAGCACAAUGGCACAGUCUCCGGUGCCCUGCUGCUGGCCAUCGGGGGCACCCGCCUGUGCUGGAUGAGUCCUCAGCAGAUCCAGACCAUCCAUCCCCAGGAGCUCAGGCUGGCCGGGGCCCUGGACCUCUCCUCCUGCCCCCAGAGCCGGAAGGACGUGCUCUACGCCAAGGCCCGUGAGGCCUUCGGCAGCAGCAGGACCCCAGCUGCCUACUACCGCCUCAUGCGCCCCUACCUCGGCGGCGCCCUGGUGGAGGAGCUGCGGCACCUGGCCCAGGCCAACAUCUCCAUGGACAUCGACACCUUCACCAGCCUGAACCCCCUCGAGCUGCAGAGCCUGGAUGUUGGCAACGUGACUGCGCUGCUGGGCCACAACGUGGGAGACCUGCAGAAGGCCCGCAGCCACCCCACCGUCAGGGCCUGGCUGCGCAGCCUCAACAGCUCCACCCUGGGCCAGCUCAGCCUGGACGCCAGCCCCGCCGGCCCCACUGGCCCAGCCCACGGCACCAGGGGGCCCCCCAGCACCACCCACCAAGCGCUCCAUCUGGUCCACACCUCGGGCCUGCCCACGAACGAUGCCCAGGCCUCCACCUCAGGUAUGGCCCCCGCACCCCUCCGGCUUGGCCCCCUCUGCCCGGGGCCCUCUCAGACCCGUCCCCGCCUCGUGGCCACUCCCACAGGCCUGUCCACCAGCUUUGUCCAUUGCCUCCUGGGAUGA